AUGCGAGGUUGUGGUCUCCAACGACGUGCUCGGACUCCCCACCUCCGUCUUCCACCUGCUGCACAACCGAGAAGCUGCAUCCUGGACCUUCUCCCACCUUCAGCUCAGUCGAAGGGCACGCCGAACAGUCACUGUCGCGCCAGCUCCAGGCGGACAGCCCUCCACGAUCGCGGCCCCGUGACCCAGAUCGGGCUCGGAUGGACCCAGAUCCGGCCCGCGACGCCACAUCCAGGGCCAGCCACGCCGGCACCUCCGCAGCCUCACGCCGCCUCCAGGAGAACAGCGUGGACCGACCCCUCGUGGCGCCUGCAGCUCCUCCUCCGUGGCCCAGGUCAGCCCGCGCCGCCGCCGAGAUCUCGCGCCGCCGCCGCAGGCUCCGACUCCUCCAGACCCCACGUCGCACGCGAGCCCUCUGCAGCACCCCCGGCCGAGCUCAGCCGCUCCAGCCUCUCUCGCUCGCCGUGCGCCGCCGCCCUCCCUCCACCUCCAUGCGCAGCCCCAGAUGACGCCACUCCUGCGCGCGCAGGAGGCCCAUCGGGGCGCAGCGCCCUCCUCGCCUGCCGCCUUUGA
Messenger RNA from Lolium perenne, 570 nucleotides. The record is from RefSeq and is a predicted model, not a curated record. NCBI's taxonomy places the organism in Eukaryota, Viridiplantae, Streptophyta, Magnoliopsida, Poales, Poaceae.